Molecule: messenger RNA, 618 nt
Organism: Naegleria lovaniensis
Lineage: Eukaryota; Heterolobosea; Eutetramitea; Acrasida; Naegleriidae
Exons: 4
Coding region: 1-618 (205 amino acids)
Molecular function (GO): NAD(P)H dehydrogenase (quinone) activity; FMN binding
Source: RefSeq, a predicted model, not a curated record
AUGGUCAAGGUUCUCGUCUUGUUUUACAGUACUUAUGGUCACAUUUGGCAAAUGGCUGAGGCUAUUGCUGAAGGAGCUAAACAAGUAGAGGGAGCUGAGGUGCAUGUGAAGAGAGUUCCAGAAACAUUGCCUGCUGAAAUUUUGGAGAAGAUGGGUGCUACUCAAGCUCAAAAGGCUUUCGAACACAUUCCAGUCGCCACUGUGAGUGAACUCGCAGACUAUGACGCCGUCAUCUUUGGAAGUCCAACUCGAUUCGGAACCAUGUCUGGCCAACUCAAGUCCUUCAUUGAUGCUUGUGGUCAACUCUGGGCUAAGGGUGCUCUCGUUGGAAAAGUUGGUUCCUUCUUCUCUUCCAGUAACUCUCAACACGGAGGUAAUGAAACCACCAUUUUGACUUCCAUUCCAAACUUGUUGCAUUUAGGAUUUGUCUAUGUUGGUCUCCCUUACAGUUGUACUCUUCAAUCGGGUGUGGAUGAAGUGAAGGGAGGAAGUCCCUAUGGCGCCACUACGAUUGCCGGAUCGAUGGGAGAACGACUUCCAUCAUCGCAAGAGAAGGAAAUGGCCAAAUUCCAAGGUAAUCAUGUUGCUCAAAUUGCCAAGAAGUUGGCUGCCAAGUAA